This is a messenger RNA of Limulus polyphemus (Atlantic horseshoe crab), 3581 nucleotides long. RefSeq lists its product as uncharacterized. The transcript has 3 exons. The annotation marks the transcript as partial. The record is from RefSeq and is a predicted model, not a curated record. Lineage: Eukaryota; Metazoa; Arthropoda; Merostomata; Xiphosura; Limulidae.
AUGGAGGAAAGCUGAAUCUAUCUUGUUCGUGUAUACAACACAGACAGGAGACAGUUACAGUUGGUGCACUGUCACAUUGUAAUGAAUAUUACAUCUCGGAUGCAUCAUCAAGUGUCACAACGUAUUCUGUCUCAUCAUCUUCGUGCGAAGAUCCUCCAGAUGAUUGUAUAGAUCAAAGUUCUUUUCUCCAAGCUUUCAACUUAGUUGAAAAAUCUCUCCUGAAUAAAGAAGGUUAUAAAAAAUUGAGUUAUACUUUUCCUUUGAGACUGAUUGCUCGCAGUAGUCAAAUAACUAAACUUGAAAAUUCACUCAGGCCGAAUUACGUGCAUCAUAUGAAUCAAAUAUUCGAGGACAUGGAUCUUUGUUCUCCUCUUGGACAGCAAGUGCUGAGAACUAACAACCGUGGGUUUCUCGACCCAACUGCUUCCCUCCUGAGUGUCAACAAAUGUGAGAAAUAUUGCCGAUUUUCUGUCGUCAGUCUUCAUCCUGGUCUCUACAAUAUACCACACUUGAGAAACAGGGAGAUGUUGACCAAGUAUCCCAUUACUUACCGACCGUUUCGCAAGACCCAGCAGAAUUCUUCUCAUCAGUACUCUUUCAAUUCCCAGGAGCGUCGUGAGAGAUUUAAGGUUUUGAAGACAGGUUUAAACAAACGAGGAAGAGAACUGAAGAAACAGUGCAAAACUCUAAGAAUAAAAGUAAACAGAUUAUCGAAAGAAGAGAUAAAGAAGUGGGUGAAGAAAAGUUCUCCUAGUACAGGGAAAACGAUUAGAAGUAGUGAUGAUGAUCUUUAUGAAGUACAGUUUAUGGGGAGUUCUCAAUCUCUCUUAUCUUCUUCAAAUAAGCCAAUUUUGGUGUUUUUACCUUUAUCUGUAAAACAACAUUUAGAAAUUGGAACAAAAUCCCAAAACACUACACAGAAUAAGCUUGUAACAGAAAGACAGACACUUUUUGAAGAAUCUAAAAACAGUACUAGUUAUAAUUCUGCUAAUUUAGAAAAUAGCUUAGUGACCGAAUUAUCUGACGGCUUCACACAUGAACAACAAACUUUUUCAGUACUGCAGUUAAAACAAACUAUUUCUGCAUCUUCCCAGAAAAGUAAAAGCCUUAAAAACAGGGAUUUAUUUGAACCAUUUAGAUCAACAGAUGAAAUAGAUGUUUGUUUGUUUAGUAAACCUCCACCUUGGAAACAAAGUAAAUCUUGUCCAAAAACUUACUUGAUUGAGAAAUCAACACCAAAACCCAGUGAAUCAGUUUACAGUGUUCCUAGUCAGGAUGUUUCUGGGAUGAUACAGGCGAGUGUCUCCAAGAAGAGUCGAAGCACUGAAGAUACUGAUUUGUGUAUAAUUGAUUGUGAACAUCUGGACAGAUGUGAACUGUCAGGUUUGUCAGACCACAGUUUUCUAACUGAUUCAGAUUUGAAAUCACAAAACAAUGACUUGCUGAAAAUGUUAUUGCAAACACCAGGACACACCUUAAAUGAAACACCAAGGACUCGCUGCCAUCAGCAACCUGGAAACCCGGUUACUUCACUUAACAAGGGCAAUGGCUCUCCCGCUGUUCCUCACCACAAACCACCAAGAGUUUUGAAGCUCCCUCAAUGUAGUGUGAAAUUGGUUGAUGUGAAGGACACCGUUGAUGACCAGCUGAGACGUAAGAAGAAUACAGUAAAGAUAUCGGAAGCAGAAUUGGUCAACUCUUCCUUGGUUAGUGGUAGUGAUGAUCCAAACCAACGGAAACUAUGUGAAAGAUUAGUCCAUCUUUGUGGAGCAAAACCUGAAGUUGAAUUUCAACUUAUGCCAGCACAGAUGAAAAAUGUUUCUAUGUCAGAGUUACAAAGUCUUGCUUUAAAGUUAUUAAAAAAGAAGACGGAAGCUGCCUUGCAAACUGCAGGCCUCAGUCGAAAUGUUUCUAGUUGCUCCACUGUAGGUUAUAAAAGUUGUCUGUCAUCUCCUAAUAAGCAGAGGACCUACUCUAAACAACAGCCAAUCAAAAACACAAAUUCAGAAAAGACAAAAUACAAUGUAGCGAAGAUUGACUCUUACGGGGAACUUGGAAAAUUUGUUUGUGGUGCUAAUUCAAGAAAGUGUAGAGCCAAAAAGUCUGUAAGCAUUCCUGAAGGUUCCAAAAAUGGAAAUAUAUGUUGUUCCAAUUCGAACUUGAAUACACAAAAAAAGUCUCCGAGCUUAACACCUCCAAAUUUCCCUGUUUCAAAGUCUGUCGCAAAAGAACCCACAAAUGGUAUUCAUUUUGUGAGGGAAAACCCCUUGAGAGAUACACAUACUGUAAACGUACGACACAGUCCCAACUCUACCAAUCAUUUGUCAUCAGACACAAGCAGAGAUUUAACUAAACCCAAUGCAGUUCAGUGGUUGACAUUUUCUGAAGGUGAAACAUACUCCCCUUGUUCUAACAACAUAACUCUACCAAAGAAAAGUCGAAUCUCCUUACAAGGGCCGAGCAGUAGCACACCCGCAGUUCUCCCAGAUUCCCUCCUCAGCCCAUCAACUUCAAGAUAUGAUAGAAAUCUUCCACAUUUUCAAAAAGAACCAACCAAAUGGCUCUUUAAGUGCAAUGGUUGUGGUUUUGCUGCAAGCUUUAUCCAUCCUGCACAAGCGGAAAGGGACAUCACACAGCACGUCACGGCUUAUCAUGCCGUGAUAGACCCCGCUUAUCAUUUAGCCGAAUACUCCUUAAAAUUUGUGGACCACACGGAAGUGGUUAUUGAAGCUUUCAUGGGGCACGUUAUGCCAUCUCCUGCACAGAGUCCAAGCGUAGACUGCAGACUCUCAGCCAAAGCUGAAAGUAAUCUGGUUCGAGGGGGUGAAUGUUCACAUCAGUUUUGUACAGGUCAUGAUGCCCUUGAUGAUGUUGUAGCUUUAGACCACAUGAACUUGAACUGAAGUUCGGAUAUGUUUUUAUUAUCUUUUAAAACUUUUUAAAUUGUAAUUUUAUUGUUUUAAUUGAUACUAAGGUAACUUGUUUGAAAAGCUACCUAACCAUAUGUGGUCUUAAUAAGAAGGAUGGAUAUAAAGAAUUACUAAAACUUCUGUAUCCAUUCAUCCACUGCCUGUCGUCACAGCAGAUACAUUAUACCACUAUUGUUUUUAUAUUACAAAUGCAGUUAAAUGAAAAUUUAAGAAAUUUAUUUUUUCAAUACAAGGAUAGUAUUGUGUAAAAUUAUUGUAUAAUAUUUCCUCAAAUUUACACCAGAUGGCCCUCUUUUUAUCUGAAAGAUGUAUUUGUUUUGAUAUAAGAUAUUUAUAAAUACACCAUCAAAAUGAAAAUAUUGCAUAAAUUAAACUCUACUUAAAAUAUUUUUAACUUUCUGACUGUAGAUAUAUAGGGACAUUUGGAUGAUGUUUGUAAGAUUUGUGAUUAUAUAAAGUAAUAGAACAAUGUUGAUAUGCAGGUGGAUGAUAUUUUAGGAAAUUAACACCUACUUAAAGAUUGAAGUUAAUAAAUUUUCUGAUGUUACAUAAUUAUAAUUAUUUAAAAUGUUUUAUGUGUACUGUGAGACAUCGAAAUAAAAGAUGUGUAAAAAAUGUUUACAUCUGACAAUAAAGCAGCUUGUUUCGCCC